AUGCGGUACGUCCUUCCUGGAGGUCCCGUUGAACGUUUUCUUACAUUUAUAAAUAUAUUCAGUCAUAUAGAUGAGCAGCUGGCAUUAUAUCUAACAGACUUUUUGGAAAAACAAAAAAUCGAUAUUGGACUAUGCAGGGCCAGUCUUACGAUAACACAAUUAUGUACCACUCUUGAGGAAAUUCAGUUUAGCGAAAAUGAAAAAGUAGAUACCAGAAACACCGCAAAAGAUCUUAACAAUUCAUUACAUCUUCUGGAAACAGGCAUAUUAUGCGAGAUGUGGAACGGCAUAUUACAGGCCUUCAAUAAAUGUACCAUUAGUUUGCAGAGUUCGCAAAUUGACAUUUCAACAGCAGUGGCACUUUUAAAGUCUUUGCAAAUAGUGAUUCAAAGCAUCAGAGAUAACUUUGAUAUGUACGAACAAAGAGGGGUCGCUAAAACUCGCAACAGCAACUACAAAACUAGCGGCAUGCGUAAGAAAAAGAAUAAAUAUGAUAAUGCGUCAUUUGAAAAUUUUAUUCCCAUCACCGACAAACUGAUGCAAGAAUUAUCAAAUCGAAUCACGGCUUAUGAAAAUAUUAAAAAAAAACCCAUUACAGAAUAA
Helobdella robusta is the source of this 603-nucleotide messenger RNA. RefSeq lists its product as hypothetical. The record is from RefSeq and is a predicted model, not a curated record. NCBI's taxonomy places the organism in Eukaryota, Metazoa, Annelida, Clitellata, Rhynchobdellida, Glossiphoniidae. The transcript has 2 exons. The coding region runs from base 1 to 603 and encodes 200 amino acids.